GAACCUGGGACAAAGAUUUGUGAAAUGCGCCUCAACAAUAGGAAGUCACAGCAUAGAGAAGAUCCUUAUUGCAAACCGAGGUGAAAUUGCAUGCAGAGUGAUGCGAACAGCAAGGAAAAUGGGUGUGAAGUCUGUAGCAGUUUAUAGUGAAGCAGACAGAAAUUCCAUGCAUGUAGCAAUGGCAGAUGAAGCAUAUUGCAUUGGUCCAGCACCCUCACAGCAGAGUUAUUUGGCCAUGGAGAAAAUAAUGCAGGUGGCCAAGGUCUCAGCAGCACAGGCUGUUCAUCCAGGUUAUGGUUUCCUCUCAGAAAACACAGAGUUUGCAGAGUUGUGCAAGCAAGAGGGAAUCAUCUUCAUAGGUCCGCCUUCAUCUGCUAUCAGAGAUAUGGGUAUUAAGAGCACUUCCAAAGCUAUAAUGUCUGCUGCUGGCGUUCCUGUUGUUGAAGGUUAUCAUGGAGAAGAUCAAUCGGAUGAAUGUCUAAAAGAACAUGCCAAGAGAGUAGGAUAUCCAGUAAUGAUUAAAGCUGUUCGCGGAGGUGGAGGAAAGGGCAUGAGAAUUGCUCAUUCAGAAAAGGAAUUUCUGGACCAGCUAGAAUCAGCUAGGAGAGAAGCAAAAAAGUCUUUCAAUGAUGAUGCAAUGCUGAUCGAGAAAUUUGUAGACGAUCCGAGGCAUGUUGAAGUCCAAAUAUUUGGUGACCAGCAUGGCAACGCAGUUUACUUGUUUGAAAGAGACUGCAGCGUGCAAAGAAGACAUCAGAAAAUCAUUGAGGAGGCACCGGGGCCAGGAAUUAAUCCUGACGUUCGAAAGAAACUCGGAGAAGCUGCUGUCAAAGCAGCUAAAGCAGUGAAUUACGUGGGAGCAGGAACGGUGGAAUUUAUUAUGGAUUCACAACAUAAUUUUUACUUCAUGGAGAUGAAUACCAGGCUGCAAGUGGAGCACCCGGUUACAGAGAUGAUCACUGGAACAGACUUGGUGGAAUGGCAGCUUAGGGUUGCAGCAGGAGAGAAGAUUCCUCUAAUGCAGGAGGAAAUUCGUCUCCGAGGCCAUGCAUUUGAAGCGCGGAUAUAUGCUGAAGACCCUAAUAAUAACUUUAUGCCAGGGGCUGGGCCGUUGUUACACUUAUCCACCCCACCACCUGAUAGUUUCACCAGGAUAGAGACUGGAGUCAGACAAGGUGAUGAGGUUUCCGUCCAUUAUGAUCCAAUGAUUGCAAAGUUAGUUGUUUGGGCUGAGGAUCGGCAAGCAGCGCUGAGAAAGUUGCGAUACAGUUUGCAUCAAUAUCAUAUUGUAGGAUUAAACACUAAUAUUGAUUUUCUGCUAAGCCUUUCGGGACACCCACAGUUUGAGGCUGGAAACGUGCACACUAAUUUCAUUCCUCAACACCACGAUGAACUGUUUCCAACCAAAACGGCAACCCCACAUGAAGUUGUGUGUCAGGCAGCUCUAGGACUCUUACUGAAAGAAAAAAUGGUAACAGAUGCUUUUAGAGAUCAGUCAGCUGAUAAAUUCUCACCGUUUGCAUCCAGCAGCGGUAGAAGAAUAAAUAUGUUGUACACUAGAAAACUCUCUCUUCUGGACGGAGAAAACAUUGUGGAUGUAACUGUAAAUUACAAUCAAGAAGGGUCAUACAACAUGCAGAUUAAAGAUAAAAUGUUCCUGAUUUCUGGAGAUAUCUUCAAUGAAGGCGAUUCUGUUUACUUGAGGUCUUCAGUAAAUGGAACAGUUUGUAAGUCCAAAUUGGUCAUUUUGGACAACACCAUUUAUCUCUUCUCUCCGGAAGGUAGUGCUCAGAUUGGCCUUCCUGUCCCCAAGUACUUAUCCGCAGUGAGUUCGGUGGGAAUGCAAGGUGGUGCCGUAGCACCCAUGACUGGCACAAUUGAGAAGGUGUUUGUGAAAGCAGGGGAUAAGGUUCAGAUUGGAGAUCCUCUCAUGGUUAUGAUAGCUAUGAAAAUGGAGCAUACCAUAAGAGCUCCAAAGGCAGGAGUGAUAAAAAAGGUUAAUUUCCAAGAAGGUGCCCAAGCCAACAGACAUGCUCCUCUAAUUGAAUUUGUGGAUGAAGAGUCUGAGUCAAAGCCUUUAAGCAGCUGUCUGAUAGCGUGCAGACCACAAUCUGCAGAUCACAAUUAGAAAGCGCUAACCUUGCCAAUCAGAGUCGAUUUCACUGCAGAUCUACCAUCUUAUAUACUCUGAAGCUGUAGCGAAGCAUUGAAAUGCCGAGCAUGAGGUUCUCGGUCCACGAAAUCUGUGCCGCUUGCUUUGUCCGACCAACGAAAAAGAGCAUGUUCCGUGGAAGCUGACAAAAUGUCUGGGUUGGGAAUGAAGGAGGACAAAUCAUUUUUCAGUUUUAGAAGUUUUCUCUCGCUUCUGAAAAUUAGCUGGGUUUUUUUUCUCUCUCUUAAGUUUCCCUCAAGAGAGAAUUUUGAGUUUUCAGGGAGUGGUUUUGAUUAUUUCAGAAUUUAUGCCUUUAGCAAAUUUCUUGCAGCAGGCCCUGUCAGAAUUUGAACAUCUGAAAUGUUGUGCUGCAAUGCGAUUUAAUUGAACUGUUAGAGAAGCACAAAGAAUUGUUAAAGAUAGGUUCUUCUUGUAAUCCAGAAUUUUAAUUUAUAAAAUAUUCAGAAAAUUUCUGUCUCUUACAAAUGUGAAACGUGACACAUUUUCUUGUGUUAUAAAUGUGACUGGAAAGGGACGUAUGAUAAUGAAAUAAAAGUAACUAAAUUGUUUAAUGCAGAACAGCCAGUGGUAGAGUGAGGAAGAAAACAAGGGAUAAGUGGUUCAAAUUUAAUAUUCUAGUACUUGAGCUGAAAGAACAAUCUCUGCCAGUUAUUAGUUAUCAGUAUACCGUUGCCAAUAACGCUGCAGUUCUGAUACAAGACUCAAAGAUACUAUAGAAACAAUGAAUUUGAACUGAUUCUGACUGUAAUGAUGUAGUCUGCUGCUGCCAGAGGAGAGAGGGGACUGGAUCAUGGGAUAUGUAGCGUAGCCACACAUGGUAGCCUAUAGGAAAGAACGAGGGCAUUAGCGUUUCGAGCUAUGGCUUUGUGAGACAGCAUCAGAGAGUAAUGCUCUCGGUAAGCUUACUGGUCAGCUUGUUAUAUCAAGCGUGUAACAACCUGCUGGUAAUGUGAAUGUGGCCAUGCCAAAUUAUAGCAUGCACUCACACACGCACGCACGCACACACACAGCUGGUGUAAGUUACCAUUCACUGGAGCCGAAACCCAGUGGAGAUCUGUGGCAUGGAGCCUCAAUUCAUGCUGAAGUAGUGAUUAGGACAUAGGGAGUGGAAAGCAGGAGAGCAGGAUGGUAUUCUCAUUUCAGCCACUGACUCACCGUGCCUUCAGGCAAGUCACUUAAGGGAUAUUUGCCUUUGUUUCCUGCUAUGUAAUGAGGAUAAUGGUACUCAAAGCACUGGAAAAUGUGUGGAUACAAAGUUUUAUAAAUAAUUCUUUUCUGUGCUUACUGGUAAAAUUGUAAUUUCAGAUGUAGAUUUUAUUAUUACUUGUAAGGCUAUAAUCUUUUACAUUUUUUCCAAAAAAAACCAAAAAAAACCUAGGUCAGGGAAUUGUAAAAAUAAACAAGAGUGAUUCUAAGGUGUAUUGACUCCUUUGUCCUAAUGGUCGUAACUACCUGGUUACCAGAAAAUCCUAAAUCUUGUCUUCAAGGUGAUUAAAAAGUGAAUAUGCAAGUGUUUGGGCAGAGGCUUUUAAAAUUCAGACGUGUGGUAGGGAUAAAAAGGAAACUGAUCUGAGCAGAGGCUUCUUUUGUUAAAGCAACUCAUACCCAUUUUAAAGGGCGUAUCAAGCGGGGCACACGUCACAGCUAUAUUAAUUUCUGUUGAUUAUUUUUCUCUUGAGUCAGCUCAGGAAUUAUCUGACUGUGUCCUGUCUGUUCUGUUCAUAAAAAGCUUAACAAUGCUUUGCAUAACGUGUUUAUUGGAACGCUCAGUGGCAGUGGAUUAUGGUCAAAAUAUAUAGCUUUCUGCCAAACAUUGCGUAUUUUCAACAGAUAUCUGAACUGCUUGUAUAAUCGUGUUCAAAACUGCAGAUUUGUACACCUGCAUGCUUAACAGCCAAACGUCAGUUAAUAUUUUUGUGGUAUUGGGGCAUAGCCUUCUGCAUAAGAAUUUAAUUUGGAAAGGAGUGCAUACCACUGAGCGUUGUCCUGGAGAACGUGGAGGAAGUUGAAUGUUGAGUUUAAUCAUGGUGAGCGUCACUCCUAUUUAAAAGGAAAAGUCAAUAGUGCAGAAUUUCAUAAUGCAAAGCUUUGUGUGUAUUCUUAUGUGGCCUGAUUGUAUUUCAUGAAAUGAAAGAGCUUGGCUUCUCAAAGCCAUGCAGUAUCUUUUAUAAGACAUUUGAUGUUAGGUUGAAAACUGAUGAUUAUAUGAUGAAUUCAGUUUAAAGUAAACAUGAU
Messenger RNA from Struthio camelus australis, 4408 nucleotides. Lineage: Eukaryota; Metazoa; Chordata; Aves; Struthioniformes; Struthionidae. The record is from RefSeq and is a predicted model, not a curated record.